Dermacentor albipictus is the source of this 4057-nucleotide messenger RNA. Its product is annotated as sodium-dependent low-affinity dicarboxylate transporter 1-like. Gene Ontology annotation, cellular component: membrane. The record is from RefSeq and is a predicted model, not a curated record. Gene Ontology annotation, biological process: transmembrane transport; citrate transport. Gene Ontology annotation, molecular function: citrate transmembrane transporter activity; succinate transmembrane transporter activity. Lineage: Eukaryota; Metazoa; Arthropoda; Arachnida; Ixodida; Ixodidae.
GAGUGUUGAGCCGCAGAAGCGGCGAACGUCGCUCGAAUCCUGUGGUGAAGAAACAGAUCGAGUGGGGAACAGGCCACGAGCCGUGCGAUGAUCGCAUGCCUGAUCCAAUUUAUAGCUGACCCCCCAGUGUGCCGAAGGGCACUGCGGUGAAAUUCGGCCUCGGCUCCCGUGUUCCGAUUGGUUUUGUCCGCAACUGGUGUGUCAGGCACUUGCGAUAUGCUGAAGGGGACGUGUCACGACCUGUGUUCGUUAUCUUCGUUUACUUAUCGUCGUUUGACAAGUCGGAUGAGUGUCUGUCGGAACUCCGCCAUGCACAGCCAGAGGCCAUGCCUACUGCUAAGAAGAAGCAGACCGACAAGGAGUGCGACUGGAAGCAGUGGUGUCGUAGGAAGUGCACCAUCAGGCUGGUGCUGGGCUACGUGGCGCCCCUGCUCCUGACGCCGGCGGCAUUCGCCAACAGCAACAUGUUGUGGUGCCUGUCGGUGGGUCUGCUAAUGGUCGCGUGGACACUCUUGGGCACGGUGCCGGUGCCAAUCACCUGGCUGCUCCCCUUCUUCGUCCUUCCCCUGGCUGGCGUCACCUCGGUCUCGGACCUCGCCGGCAUGUUCAUGGAGGACAGCCUGGUGAUCCUGCUGCUCGGCAUGAACCUGCUGGUGGCCGCGGGCGAGGAGACGGCGCUGUGCUCGCGAGUCGCGCUGUACGUGAUCGAGGCGUUCGGGCUGCGCCUGCGCGGCAUCCUCCUCGGCAUCACGGGCGUCACCUUCCUGUCGGCGCAGCUCCUGAUGGGAGGCUCCGCCACGCUGCUCAUGUGCGCCGUGGUCGAGGCCACCAUGUUCGAGCUGCAGCACGACCUCAUCGCCGCUACCAUCGCGCACGGCAGGCGUAGAAACGUGCGCACCACCGUCGGCGAGGACGUGGUGAUGACGCCCGUGCACGUGAUGGUCAUCUCGCCGCGCAAGACGCCGCCUAACGGCGGCUCGCUCGACGACUACGACGAGGAGGACGACGAGGAGGACGAUAGCAGCGAGGACGACGACGAGGCCGACCUGCGGCCCCGCGUCCUGGUGCCCUCCAUCGCCCCCUUCGACGCGCGCAACCCGGGCGCCUUCUACCAACUGCACGGGACCGUGCCCGACGAUCCCAGAUACAUCGUUGGCUUGGACGCCGUCAUACCAGAGAUUGACCAAAAUGAGGAUCCCAGGGCGCCGAAGAAGAGCCCCAUACUGAAGCAUCGAAACACGGCCAAGAUGUUCCUCCUGGAAGCGCACCGGUUCCACAAGAUCAAGAAGGCGCUGCUCAUCAACGUGGCCCACACCAGCGCCGUCGGGUGCAUGGCCACCAUUUUGGGCAGCACGUCGGGCAUCUACCUCCGGGACUACUUCCACUUCACGUAUGGUUACGACGCCGUGACCGCGCUCUCGUGGACGCUGCUAGGUCUUCCCGUGGCCACCGUGUCCGUCCUGCUCUGCGCCUUCAUCACCUACUUCCUUUUCCUGCGGGCAUACGAUAUCCAGGAAGACGGCGACACCCUGAAGAUCAUCACCGAAAUAAUCAAGAAGAAGCGGAAGUUUCUGGGCAAGCUCACCUGUAAGGAACGAAUCCUGGUGGCCUCCAUCGGCGCGCUGUUCGUUUGCUGCGUCACCAUCAGGGGCGUCAGCAGCCUCUUCGGACUCGAGGAGCAGCUCUCAAUCAAGUACGCCCACGAGUCGGUGAACGUGAUGGCGGUCGUGGUGCUGCUGUCUCUCCUGCCGCACGGUCGCCGGACGGGGUCGGUGCUCGACUGGCACACCGUGUCCGGUCGCAUCUCCUGGCGGGCACUGCUCUCGGUGGGCGGUGGACUCUCGCUUGCCGGGGCCGUAGAGUCCUCGGGUCUGUCGCGGCGCAUCACCGAGAAGCUGAGCAGCCUGGACUUCCUCAGUCCGCUGCAGACCCAGGUGGUGCUCAUCGUGCUGACCACACUGCUCGCCGAGGUCAACACCAACGUGGUCAUCGCCAGAUUCCUCAUACCCAUCGCGUCGGACAUCGGCGUGCUGACCAACGUGCACCCGCUGUACUACGCCCUGCCCGUGGCCAUGGCGUCGUGCACGCCCACCCUGCUGCCCACGGCGGCGCCCAGCAUCGCCGUCGUCACUUCUGCCAUGGACAUCCAGGUCGUCGACAUCCUGUACCCGGGCCUGGCCAUCAAGCUGGGCGCCAUCCUUCUGGUGCUCGCCUCGGUGAACACGGUCGGCGUGUCGCUCUUCUCUCUGAGCGACCUUCCCGCGUGGGCCGUCGCCAAGAACGGCAACAUGGCGGGCAUGGCGGGCUCGCUCGCUAACGCCAGUGGCGCCCCCUAGCGUCGUUUCGCCGCACCUCUGGCGUGAUCGGAAGCCGGAGGGCCGCGCGGACUGCGCGGCGACAUUUUUGUUGGUCACCGUGACUCGGCAACUUUCCGCAUCCCUGCACGCACCGUUCCCACAUAACUGCUGCAGUGCGAAAGACCGACUUUUGCUUUUUAUCGUUGCAUUAUUCUUUUCUUAGUUACGAAAGUGUUCCUUCAUACUAUAGUGUUUUAUUCAUGUUUAUUUGCCAGUGAUUCGACCGACGCCUCCAUCUCUCAUUUUGUGACGACUGCAUGUUCUUCGCAAUGAGUGUCGUAAUCUUCCUUGUGCUUGCGCAUGCGCAAAGAGGCGACGAGUAACGUAACGUGUUCCACGCGAGAAUGAGAAGAAAUCUCGGGUCGUCCUGCCUGCGGAACGCUUUGUCGACGCUUUCCCGGAUUGAACGCCACGACGCCUUCCUCGCUCUGACGUUUCUUUGGCGUGAUUUCGCUGGUUCGUGCACGACACCUGUAACCAGCGGACGAGCUUCAAAUUUUUGAGAACCAACAUUUUGCGCUUUACGCAUCAAACAGAAUGAAAACAUAAGCUGCAUGUUCUCGUUUCAACGAAAAUAGAUCAAGGUGCAUCUGCUUAUCCAGGGUAAUAAUAUAUAUGAAAAAUGUCGCCUCAGUAAAAGCCGCUGUAAAAAAACGAAAGAAAACAUUUCUUACGCCGGAGGAAACUGCUGUGUGCCUGUGAGCAAAGUGUACAAGAUGUCAAGUUAUUCACUGUGAAGGAAUUUUUCUAUCUCUCUUGCCAGUCCGCUGUAGCGUGAGCGGUUGCGAGGGCAGCAGUUCAUAAAGCCGUGCUGAAGUUUCCUUCAAGCACCCCCCCCCCCCCCCUCUUGUUAAAGUAUGCGUGAGGCCUUCGUGACUUAAUUUGAUGCCUUUUUGAGAAAAUGUCUCUUAUUUCCAGAUAUUAAACUACACAAUGGCACUGUGGCUUUCGCAUUUGACGACGACACGCACAGCAUAUGGUUCCACGGUCCGAAAGCUACACACUUACACGAGGCAAAAUGCGUCCUAGGCGAGAGGAGUACGAGCGAGACCAUCCCGAUGGACACGCGCACGCGCGCACGCGCACACGCACGCACACGCACAUAUAUAUAUAUACAGUUGAAUCCCGCCACAACGAAUACCGCCACAACGAAAUUUCCGCGACAACGAAUAAUUUUUUAUUCCCCGCGAGUAUCCUAUAAGAAUUAAUGGCCUAAAUUUCUCUGCACAACGAACCAUUUUUGCAGAGCGUUUCCGCUUCAACGAAAUUUUCGCGUUCAAAAUCGAAACCGAAACUAGUUUUAUUGGCGAGAAGUCCAAGUCAAAUCCAAAGCCACAUUAAGCAUGAAAUCACGUGAUUGCAGUUCCGCCAUUUUGGCUUUGUGUCGUGGUCGCGUUGUUCACUCGCUGCCUUUCUCUUCGACAACGACGAGUUUUCAUCCGCAGGACACGAUGGCAACGCAAGUGAAAAAACGCAAAACUCUUUCCCUUGAGCAAAAAGCUCAAAUAAUCGCCCAAGCAGAAAGCGGAAGGAAGAAAGCGGCAAUUGCUGAAGACUUCGGAAUUCCUGCAAGUUCGCUGUCAACGAUUCUAGGCAAUAAGGACAGCGUGAGAAUGGCACUUGCUUCAGGCACAUCCUCGAAGCACAAAAAGGUGACGCGGCCCCUCCAUGAAGAGUUGGACAAAGCAGUGCAUGCGUGG